AAUGAGCAGCCCACAAAUCCAAACGAUCAAACCAAUGGGCAGUGUGAGAAACUGAAAACCCUACUCUCUCUCUCUCUCUCUCUCUCUCUACUGGAAAGGAGUCAAAACAAAUCAAAAUCCGUUUCACUAUCUCUAUCUCUAUAUCUUUCUCUCUCGCUCUCCCUCCCUCUCUCUCUUUCUUCAGAAUUCGCCUCUCCUGCCGCUGCAACCAUGGCGGCAGAUAGUGCCAGAUCUAGCACGUCGGCCGAUUCGUACAUCGGCAGCCUGAUCAGCCUGACGUCCAAGAGCGAGAUGAGAUACGAAGGCAUUCUGUACAACAUCAAUACCGAAGAAUCCAGUAUCGGACUCCGAAACGUGAGAUCAUUUGGAACGGAAGGAAGGAAAAAGGAUGGUCCACAAGUUCCCUCCAGCGACAAAGUGUACGAGUAUAUUCUGUUCCGCGGAAGUGAUAUUAAGGAUUUGCAGGUUAAAUCUUCUCCACCUGUUCAAACUUCAACACCCAUAAACAGUGAUCCUGCCAUUAUUCAGUCUCACUAUCCUCGACCUGCUUCUACAUCUUCAACCUUGCCUUCUACUAUUACUGGGUCUCCUGAUCUAAGUGCCCAUACUGCACAGCUGGGACAUCCAGGGUCAAGUUACCAAGGUGGCUUGCCUUUGUUACCUGGAGGGAGUUUAGGGUCAUGGGGUCCUUCUCACCCUCCUCCAAGUGCUAAUGGCGGUGGAUUAGCUAUGCCAAUGUAUUGGCAAGGAUUUUAUGGCCCCCCAAAUGGGCUUCCUCCAUUGCAUCAGCAAUCUCUGCUUCGUCCGCCACCUGGGCUAUCAAUGCCUCCUUCCAUGCAGCAGCCAAUGCAGUAUCCUGGGUUUAAUACCCCUCUUCCAUCUGGAGCAUCUAACUUACCUGGUUCAAACUUGCCGGAUUAUCCUUCUUCUCUAGCCCCUGCUACUGCCAGUCCCCUUAAUUUGGGAUCUACCUCUUUGCCGGCUUCAACUUUGCCAUCAACACUAGUUACACCACCUCUGGCACCAUCUGCUACACUAGCACCUGAAUCAUUGCCUAGUCUGAUCCCAAACAAAGCUUCUAAUGCUACAUUGCCUGCAUCAAUGCCAAGUGCCAAUUUUCCUACUCUUUCUCCCUUGGCUAUCUCAAGUCCAGAUGCAAAUGCUGUUGUACCUCCAGCAUAUAACAGACCUAGUGCAUUUUCAGGUCCAAGUCUGCUAUAUCAGAGCACUCCUCAGUCCUUUUCUUCUAUUGUUGGGCCAUCCAGUUCAAGCCAGGCAGACAUUCCACCACCUGUGCUUGUAACCCCAGGUCAGUUGGUGCAGACUGGAACAGCUGCUGUUUCUACAUCUCAGUCUUCACAAACAGCUCAUAAAGAUGUGGAGGUUGUUCAAGUAUCAUCAUCAUGGUCGGAAGCAUCUGUAGCAGUUGCUGCAACUGAAGCCCAACCACCAAUAUUGCCACUACCAGAAGGUCCACAACCAUUGCAUGCUGGCCGAAAGCUGAAUGGAGCUUUUCAAAGUCAUCACAACUACAGAGGGCGUGAAAGGGGAAGAGGAGCUGGGAGUUCACGUCCAGUGACAAAAUUCACGGAGGAUUUUGAUUUUAUGGCGAUGAAUGAGAAAUUCAACAAGGAUGAAGUCUGGGGUCACCUUGGCAAAAGUAACAAAUCUCAUCUGAAGGAGAUAGAAGGGGAUGAGAGAGGCAGUGAAGAUGAUGAUUUUCAGGAUGAAAACAAUGCUGAAUUAGAAAAAAAUGAUGCCAAGCCCGUUUACAAUAAGGACGACUUUUUUGAUUCUCUCUCUAGCAAUGCUCUUGAUUAUGAAUCAAACAAAGGAAGGAUCAGGUUCUCCGAGCAAAGGAAAAUAGACACAGAGACAUUUGGUGAAUUCUCAAGGUAUCGGGGUGGCAGAGGUGGUCGUGGGCCUGGCCGUGGUGGUCGUUUUCGUGGAACUUAUUAUGCAAGGGGUUCUGGCCAUGUUGGCCGGGGCUGGGGCCGUGGCCGGGGCAUGCCAAGUUGGGCAUCCUAGUGUGGUAGCAUCCAAAUGUUUAGUAGAAGCUAAAGCUUAAUUGGCUUCCAUGACCGCUUGUACUGUUUGUGCCUAUUAAACCUUUGGUUGGCCGAAAAAUAAAAAUUAGAAUUUAUGUUCUUCUUUUA
Diospyros lotus (date-plum) is the source of this 2156-nucleotide messenger RNA. Its product is annotated as protein decapping 5. The record is from RefSeq and is a predicted model, not a curated record. The transcript is spliced from 8 exons. Gene Ontology annotation, cellular component: P-body. Lineage: Eukaryota; Viridiplantae; Streptophyta; Magnoliopsida; Ericales; Ebenaceae. Gene Ontology annotation, molecular function: mRNA binding. The coding region runs from base 211 to 2028 and encodes 605 amino acids. Gene Ontology annotation, biological process: P-body assembly; cytoplasmic stress granule assembly.